Molecule: messenger RNA, 1469 nt
Organism: Bombina bombina (fire-bellied toad)
Lineage: Eukaryota; Metazoa; Chordata; Amphibia; Anura; Bombinatoridae
Gene: STYX
Product: serine/threonine/tyrosine interacting protein
Exons: 10
Coding region: 171-842 (223 amino acids)
Biological process (GO): regulation of ERK1 and ERK2 cascade; protein dephosphorylation; negative regulation of protein binding
Cellular component (GO): nucleoplasm; cytoplasm
Molecular function (GO): protein tyrosine/serine/threonine phosphatase activity; F-box domain binding
Source: RefSeq, a predicted model, not a curated record
GGUUACGCGCGGUAUAGGUUUGUAGACUGCAGCAUGGCGGCAGGGGAGGUAGCGGUAGUAUGUGAAUCGCCAGCCGGCCCUGCUCUUGUGUCCUGUCUUUUCGUGGUGUAAGCUGCUCACUCCGCUGCGCCAUACACCAGCGGACUCACAAGCAGAGCCGGAGGGGAAAAAUGGAGGAAGUGAAGCUGGAGUUCCCCUCCCUCCCGCAGUGUAAGGAUGACGCUGAGGAUUGGACAUAUCCAAUGAGAAGGGAUAUGCAGGAAAUUUUGCCUGGAUUAUUUUUAGGUCCAUAUUCAGCAGCAAAUAAAAGCAAGUUAUCAAUACUUCAAAAAUAUGGCAUAACCCACAUAGUCUGCAUAAGACAAAGUAUUGAAGCAAAUUUUAUUAAACCAAACUUUCAACAGUUAUUUAGAUACUUAGUGCUUGAUAUUGCGGAUAAUCCUAUUGAAAAUAUAAUACGUUUUUUCCCAAUGACGAAGGAGUUUAUUGACGGAAGUUUGCAAAAUGGAGGAAAGGUUCUUAUUCAUGGGAACGCAGGGAUUUCUAGAAGUGCUGCCUUAGUUAUUGCAUAUAUUAUGGAAACAUUUGGAAUAAAAUACAGGGAUGCUUUUACAUAUGUCCAAGAAAGAAGAUUCUGUAUCAAUCCCAAUGCUGGAUUUGUUCAUCAACUUCAGGAAUAUGAAGCCAUCUAUCUAGCAAAAUUAACCAUCAAAAUGAUGUCUCCACUUCAACUGGGAAGACCUUUAUCUAUUCAGUCUGGUGCUACAGGAAGUGUAAAACGAACACUUGAUGAAGAUGAUGAACUUGGAAACAUGCAAGUGUCUGCAACCUAUGACGGAUAACGAUUGGUUUGAAGUACUAAAUGUACAUCACAAAUAGUGAGAUAAAGUGGGUAGAAACACUUACCGUUCACGCUCAUCCACUCCGGCCCUGGUGCUGCAUUUGGGCUUUGUGGACGUAAAUGGAACUCCUUCAUGGAUGAGUGGAAUGCACUGAUUGUUUUACUUCUUUUUACACAUGACUGUUUUAAUAAAGGUUUUUUUGGACUUGCAUUGAGGUAUUACUGCAAUAACGCACUUUUCAUACUUGAAGUUUUUUUUUUUUUUUUCUUUAUUAUAAAAUAAUUUCAUGAAACGCAAUGCAGGCAACCAAUAGGAAAAAGAAAUGUUUCUAUACAAUUUUUGUUUAUUUAUAAGGAAAAGGCUUUAGUACUGAAAUGUUUGCUAAACUUGUGUUUGUAAAUACAUUUUUAUAGGUUUAGAAUUCUGAAAAUUUUUAACCAACCUGAUUAUAUUUGAGGACAUACUUGAUGAUUGAAAUGGAUUGUACACAAUAUUGCUAUAAUCUUCUAAAGUAUGUAAGUCCUUUUUAUUAUGCAAUUUAUAUUGUGGCUUUGGCCUGAAGAUUUAUCUCUUGUUUCUUCAUAACAAAUUAUACUGAUAUUUUCAAAUAAACGGACUGUAAACAAA